AUGGAACGUUUUCUACAGGACUUACCGAGCGCCGACCAGCCGCUGGUCGACUUCAGUCAACAAUAUCACACAGGCCGAGUCCCGAAUAGUAAAGGGAGAGAUGGAAAGCCUAGGUUACUUCUCAUGGGUCAGAGAAGGAGUGGCAAGUCAUCAAUAGCCAAUGUAGUGUUCCACAAGCUGCCUCCAAGCGAAACGCUGUUUCUUGAAACUACUUAUAGGAUCAAGAAGGAAUCGAUGCACUCGUUUAUGGACUUCCAGGUUUGGGAUCUACCUGGCCACCUGGACUACUUCGACCCCGCGUUUGACACAGAUAACAUCUUCGAUGAGAUUGGCGCACUCAUCUGGGUCAUCGAUGCGCAAGACGAGUACCUCGACGCCAUUGCUAGACUCAACCUCACGAUUCUCAACCUGCAGCACUCGUACCCCAACAUCAACAUCGAAGUCUUCGUACACAAAGUCGACGGCUUAUCAGACGACUUCCGAGGCGACACAUUCCGCGACAUCAUCCAAAGAGUGCAGGACGAGCUCAGCGACAACGGCUACGAGCAAGCACCCAUAUCAUUCUAUCAAACCAGCAUCUACGAUCACUCCAUCUUCGAGGGCUUCAGCAAAGUCAUUCAAAAGCUGAUACCGCAACUACCGACACUCGAAGCGCUACUCAACAAUCUCUGCGCCGCGUGUAACAUCGAGAAGGCGUACCUCUUCGACAUCAUGAGCAAGAUCUACGUAGCUACCGAUACAACACCCACAGACAUAGGGAACUAUGAGAUCUGCUCGGACUACAUUGAUGUCGUUGUCGAUGUGGCAGAGAUCUACGGGUACGAACGUGAAAAUCAGACACCAGAAGAGGAGCUACUUGAGAAAGGCAACGGAGAUGCAGAGAGCUUGAUCACCAUGGAGAGGAAGGGGGCCAGGUAUCUGUACCUGCGGGAACUGAACAAGUAUCUUGCACUCGUUUGCAUUAUGGGCGAUGACAGCCCUGCUGAGAAGAAGGCCAUCAUCGACUACAACGUCGGUGUCUUCCAGGCAGGACUGAAGAAGGUAUUCCCUAAGGGUGAUCGCGAGGCUCAGGUAGAGAUUGUAGCCACCAACGACGCAGCUUCAUAG
This is a messenger RNA of Macroventuria anomochaeta, 1107 nucleotides long. Its product is annotated as ras-related GTP-binding protein-like protein C. Gene Ontology annotation, cellular component: fungal-type vacuole membrane; Gtr1-Gtr2 GTPase complex; nucleus. Gene Ontology annotation, biological process: cellular response to starvation; positive regulation of TOR signaling; regulation of autophagy. The transcript has 4 exons. NCBI's taxonomy places the organism in Eukaryota, Fungi, Ascomycota, Dothideomycetes, Pleosporales, Didymellaceae. Bases 1 to 1107 code for a protein of 368 amino acids. The record is from RefSeq and is a predicted model, not a curated record. Gene Ontology annotation, molecular function: GTPase activity; GTP binding.